Molecule: messenger RNA, 507 nt
Organism: Pochonia chlamydosporia 170
Lineage: Eukaryota; Fungi; Ascomycota; Sordariomycetes; Hypocreales; Clavicipitaceae
Product: cytidine and deoxycytidylate deaminase
Exons: 1
Coding region: 1-507 (168 amino acids)
Molecular function (GO): catalytic activity
Source: RefSeq, a predicted model, not a curated record
AUGGCUUCAAGGACGGAACAAAGUCACAAGACAUCCAUGCUGCAUGCCCUAGCGCUGGCUAAGAAAUCACCACCCCGCCCUAACAAUUUUCGUGUUGGUGCCAUUUUGGUCAAUCUUGAUGACGGGCAAGUUGUGGCCGAGGGUUACACUCUAGAAUGCGAGGGUAAUACUCAUGCUGAAGAGUGCUGUCUUCUCAAGCUCGCCGAGCAACACGGUACGACGGAGGAAGGCUUGGCCAAUGUCAUCAAAACUCCUCACGCGCUCUACACGACCAUGGAGCCAUGUUUCAAGCGACUCAGCGGCAAGUUGCCUUGCGUUGAACGGGUCUUACGACAGAAGUCAUGGAUCAAAGAGGUUUAUCUUGGAGUCCAAGAACCAGAAAAGUUUGUUGGUCAGAACCCUGGCCAGGGAAUGCUCGAAUCUGCCGCCAUCAAGGUGACUGUGGUGCCGGGAUUUGAGAAGGAGAUUCUCGAGGUUGCCACAGCCGGUCAUGUAUCUGAAUCAUGA